AUGGAGGAACCCCAUUACGAGUUACAUAAUGUAACUCGAGACACCUUACAUUCUCCCAGAGAGCUAACAGUAAUCAUUCCCAAAUGUGAUGAUUGGCUGAAUGGUGGAGAAAAGCAAAUUUUGAACAAGUGCAUAGGCAAUGGCAAUAAUAGCCAUUCUAAUUCUCGCAAGAGGCGAUGGAAUUCUUUUGAACAACCCGAAUCUCCAAAGAAAAUAAAGGCGCUAACAAAAGAGCGGGUAUCAAAUACAACUGCUGAGAACUCACCAACCGGAUUAUCAAAAAAAAUGGGAUCGUUGUCAAUAGAAAAGAUAUCACCCCCUUCUGUAUUAGAGCACUUUCCACAUAUUAGAGUGGUCAAAUCAACGAAAUCUUUGUCGAGGAAGUAUUUCGCGAUAACUGGGGCAUUCAAUGCUUCAUCAAAGGAGAAAACACUAUCCGUUACUGCCGAGAAUCCGCCUACAGCAGAAUUAUCAAAGGCAACGACAGAGAAACCUUCAACUCCUACCGUAAAACCUUCUUCUGUCAGAUCCUCGAGAACGACGAAUUCUCAAACAUUCAGGAAGACGCCGACUAUUAUCGAGGGGCAUCUCUCGACUCCUCCUGUUAAUGGAGUGUCGUCGACUUCUAUACUUGAUCAGGUUCCAUGGAUCCAACAAUUUUCACCUCUCGGUAUAGACGAGCUGGCGUUAGACCCAGCUAAAGUCAAAGAAGUUUGUAAUUGGAUUGACCUCUCCUUACAUAAAUCGAAUUAUACUCAAGAAGGUUUAAAAAAUCAUAAACUGCUUUUUAUACACGGACCAACCGGUUCUGUGAAGACAACCGCCAUUAAGGUUAUUGCCAAAGAGAAAUGUAUUGGUGUAUCGGAAUUUGAAAUUGAAUCCACGGUAUCUCAACUGAAUGGUCGUUACACCUCUGUUUUAGGUCAACUACAAGAGUUUAUUACAGCACAUUCUGACAGCCUGAGCAAGGAAACCAAGAAAAUGAAUAUGGAUACACAAAUUGUUCUCGUCGACGUUAACACUUGCUUUUGCUCCCCGAACGCAAAAGACAAGUUUAACGAAUUGAUAGAAAAGUGGCUUAGAAAAAGGACAGCCUACUGGCCCCUUGUUCUCACGUAUACUGACGAACUCAUAGUCAGCGAUUAUGAGACAGCCACCGG
Molecule: messenger RNA, 1160 nt
Organism: Acaulospora colombiana
Lineage: Eukaryota; Fungi; Glomeromycota; Glomeromycetes; Diversisporales; Acaulosporaceae
Source: the annotation of a GenBank genome assembly